Molecule: messenger RNA, 1181 nt
Organism: Aspergillus japonicus CBS 114.51
Lineage: Eukaryota; Fungi; Ascomycota; Eurotiomycetes; Eurotiales; Aspergillaceae
Exons: 3
Coding region: 185-1072 (295 amino acids)
Molecular function (GO): protein binding
Source: RefSeq, a predicted model, not a curated record
GCAGCGCUCCCCCCAGAGAUCGCCGUGCAGAUCAUCCUGUACGCAGACACAGACACGCUCCUCACGCUCCGGCGCACCUGCAAAGCAUUCCGCGACCUGGUCCAGGAGGAGGUUGUCGCGCGCUGCCGGCAGACGGUCAUUCCUCCGCAGGUGACCUACGACGCGAUGAUCGUCGCCAACCAACAUGGAACCCGGCGGAGCAGUCGGUAUCUAUGGCAUGAGAACCCGUGCCCGACCGCUGCUGCACAUCGCCGCCUUCUACUCCCAGGUCUCCGUGGCCCGGCUGCUGCUGCAACGCGGGGCCGACAUCUUCGCCACUGCGCGGGUCAAUCGCAACACGGCGCUGGACUUCGCGGUGUGCCCUGAGCUCAGCCACGAAGAGUUCGGGCAGCCUCUGGGCUAUGGGAUCCGGGCACCUGCGCGGGAUGCGAUGGUGAGUCUGCUUCUCUCCGAAGGGGCACGCUACGCCACAAACGCCGGGCCCGGGGCCCUGCCCUACCUGUGUGGGAUGCCGAACUACAUCCACCUGCUUCGACAAGCGUACCAUAAUGGCACCUACCCCAGCGAUGAGGCCAUCGCGCAUCAGCUGCUCCAAUGUGAUCUGAUGCCCGGGCUGGUCCCGUCCGUGGUUGCCGCCUUGCCGGAGGUACUGGACCCGGUGAUCGUGACAGCAUCUGGCAGGUCGGCGAUCGAAGUCGCCUUGAUGCUUGGGCACAUGGAGCUCGCCCUGGCGCUGAUCAACUGCGGGUUCCCCUUGAAUCUGGGGCUCAACGACGACCAGUACCCAGAGCUCGCGUACCCGUUGGACAACCUUCAACGCAAUAACUUCCUCACGUAUGCCUGGGACCGACAGAUUGCCAUGGCGCUGCUGGCGCGGCCACAGCUCCAGGCGGCGGGGUUCGACCCGUGGAUCAUUCAGACCGGCCGCUUGCAGCGCCUGAUCCUGGAUGAGCCUCUGAACUACCAUAUCCGCACGCGCAACUGGCCCAUGGUCAACCAGAUGCUGCGGAUGGGCUGGGGCAAUGUCCGUGGCUCUACCGGCUCUGCCGGCUCUGCCGAGGAGCUUCCAUGAGUGUGGGACUUUGUCAGACUGCACGAGAUUGUGAUUACUUGUAGCUCUUGCUUGUGACAGUUGUUUCUCAAACCAAACAUCUUACCUGACGCAGGACCAGCGCACCAAC